Molecule: messenger RNA, 2100 nt
Organism: Microbotryum saponariae
Lineage: Eukaryota; Fungi; Basidiomycota; Microbotryomycetes; Microbotryales; Microbotryaceae
Source: the annotation of a GenBank genome assembly
AUGGCUCCCUGCAACUCGAACGGCAACGGAUCCGCCCCGACUGCGGAUGAUCAUACCCUAGCCAACUUGCUCACCACGGUCCGUGCUCUUCUUGGCCUCUGUAUUCGGCUCCGCUGUCGCUGUCUCGCUCUCCCGUGCGGGUGUGCUGCUGCUCCAACGCGUCCCUCGGUCGGCGGUGUCCAAGGGUGCUGCUCCCUGCUGCUGCUGCACCUCGAACCCACCGGAUUGCCGUGCUCCGAUGUCUAGUGUACUUUGUUGGGUUCACACUCGCCCGUGAUGCUGCUUCGUACGGCCUGCCACCGGGCUCCGGGGGGGGAGGGGGGCGAUGGACCGCCGUCUCCAUCGUCUCGCCCACCUCAGGUCACGAGAUGUGUGCUGCGGCAGCGUUCUAACUUCUCGCCCUACGCCGUCCCCUCGACAACGACGCAUUCGUCGGCGUGACCUCGGCCUCCUGCGCUCCCUGCAGCCAUCUAUAUCAGCGAUGACCGCCACCACAGUCGUCUAGAGCCCACUCUGUAGCUGCUACUGCUGUAUGAGUCUCUCGCCAACCCACCGAUUAGUUUCUCACUACCCCUGGGCGGACUGGGCCGUGUGCCCACGAGCCUGGGCGGGCUUUUUCCCACGUGACGACCCGGUUUUCGCCUCUGGCCCAGCAGCGGGACGCACGGGCGGCGACGGCGGCGACGGCGGCGACGGCCCCAAACCACUGCCGACAGCUGCCGCGGCGGCUUUCGAUCGCUGCCGUUCUCGCUCAGGGGUCAGGGAUUUGCCCCACCUUGGCGAUAGUUCCUUUCAGGGGUACAGAGGUUGCUCGUGAUAGGAGCUAGACAACUGAAAACACGUGACCUGGCCUUGACAUCAACUCAUACGAGCCAUACACUGACCACUACUCUCUUCUCGCGUGAUAGAUGGCCCAACAACAACCUUUGCCCAAGAAGAGGGGAUCGAACGCCGCGGGUGCACGCUCGAGCGAGUGAGUUUGGUCAGGCACCCCAGGCAUCGACCGAGUAUGUGCUUUCAUGACUGACGGCCAACAUCCGCGCGGACAGACGCGCCGCUGCUGCGCCCUCUUCGAAAAAGGGCGGCAAGAAGAACGCCGACGAAACCCCUGUCACGGCCGACAAGAAUGUCGACGCCUCCGCGACGGCCAAGGGUAAAGCCGACGGCAACAAGACCAACGGAACCGGUCCUUCUACGCGCAACCUCUCUGCGAGCAUCGCGUCGCAGCCACAUCAACAAGCUCCCCAGCCUCCGACAUGGAACGGUCGAACAGGCUCAGCCGCACAGGCUUCGACGACCAUCGACCCUUCCGCUACGGUCGGUACGACGAAUGCGAGCGCUAAUCCUGCGGGACGCAACGAAUCGCGAGCGUCUUCCGAGAACGGUUCUGAUGCCGACUACUCGGAGGACAACGACGAGUCCUACACGGCGAACGCUACAGCCCCUGCGGCUACGAAUGGGAAAAGCAAGGGCAAGAAGAACCAGGCCAGGGCCGCCAAGAAGGAGGCCUCCACUACUGGAGCUUCGACGGGCAAUGCGAAUGCUUCGACAAGUGCGGCCGGCGCGGCCGCUAAUGGGAAUGGAGCGGCAGCGGCGAAUGGGGAUGAUGAGGAAGGCGGGGAGAAGCUGCAUACCGAGCAGGAGUGGAACAGGACCAGGAAAGAUAACCAUGUUCGUCUGCUCUCUGCGUUUCUCGUUGAUGCAAAGCGACUGAACACUGACCCUCAUCCGAGCUGUCCACAGAAAGAAGUCGAACGCCGCCGACGCGAAACGAUCAACGAAGGCAUCAACGAGCUCAAGAACAUCGUCCCCGGCUGCGAGAAGAAUAAGGGCUCAAUCCUCUCCCGCGCAGUGCAGUACAUCCAACAACUCAAGGACAGGGAGGCAACACUCAAGGACAAGGAGGCGACCCUGAUCGAUAAAUGGACCUUGGAGAAGUUGUUGUCGGAUCAGACGACGAGCGAUCUCAAGAGGGAGGUGGAGAAGCUGAGGGAGGAGUUGAGCAUCGCAAGGAUGCAGAAUGGGAAGAGGGGUGAGGUCGAUGGGGGUGGUCAACAUGGUGGAAGUGAGCCCAAGAGGUCGAGGUUGGAAGGCCGAUGA